AUGCACAAAGCAUCAAAUUCAGGGAGAUUUCGAAGUCCAGACGGUCUGAAGUCUUCGGUUUUCAAAGCAAUACGGAAUGUAGGGACAAUCGCUGGAAAUGAUAGCGAAAAUAUCCAAUGUCCAUUUGCAAGAAUAGAUGACGAACUAGAAAUUGCUGAUUUCCGGAUAUUUGGUAACAAUGAAAUGAAUGAGGAACAAAAACCAAUGAAAAAGUCACAAGAAAAAAGUCGUAAUGAGGAGGAGGAGGAAUUGGUGGAGGUGAAGGUGGAGCAAUUGAAAAGGCGGAGGAAUAAGGAGGGGAAAGGGGAAGGGGAAGAAGUUGACAGAGAGAAGGAUGUUAAGGAGGAUGAAUGGAUGGUAUUACCUGGGAAGAGGAGAAGAGGCAAGUGGACAUAUCCUUGGUAUCCUCUGAGGAAUCGGAAAACCGGUUUGUAG
Messenger RNA from Cercopithifilaria johnstoni, 435 nucleotides. The record is from the annotation of a GenBank genome assembly. NCBI's taxonomy places the organism in Eukaryota, Metazoa, Nematoda, Chromadorea, Rhabditida, Onchocercidae.